AUAAAAUGUCUAAGAAACAAAAAUUCAACUGUAGCAGCCAGUGUUUUCUUCCGUCAUUUAAACGAAAUAAAUGCCAAAAACUAAAUUAAAUCGUAAAACUGUGUGGAUGGUUUUUUUAUAUUACCUAAAAAACUACAAAAAACAUUCACGAAAAGAUGUCCAAACGUUGCUGUGCCGAAAUGUGCUUUAAUUCACAGACCAUAAACAAAAAUGUGACCUAUCACGGUUUCCCCAAAUACGAAGAAUUCGCUGUAAAAUGGGCAAUAGCUGCAAAUCGAGCGGAUUUGCUGGAAAAGAAAUUGAGUUGUAUUACCAAAUAUUAUUUAUGUUCGGAGCAUUUCAGUGACGAUUGUUUUAUCGAUCCGCCGCAUAAUACACGGCUGAAAAAGAGCCUGUACCCAAUAAAUAUUCCAGUGCCAACAAUUUUUAAAUGCAAUAUUGAUAAAUAUAUUCCAAGUUCACAACGACAUACAUCCAAUGGAAACGAAUUCACCGAAGAAGUAGAGGAACGAUCGAAGCGAACACCAAACUAUGGUCCAAUAAAUGAUUUUUCACCGAUGAAUCGUACAAAAGAAGGAAUUUCGAUGGAGAGCUUAUCGGUCUUUCAUGACCACUACAAUUAUCCACUCGAUAUAUCGAGUUGUUCUGGAUCAUUUUUCAAUGAUAUUUCCGACAAUAUAAAUGAUUUGUCAAAUGAAAAUUCAUUUGAUAAUAUUGUCGAUUGCGCUCCAUUGAAUUGUGAUAUUGAAAUUCAACAUUCGUUUUUGGUGUGUAGACUAUGCGCUAAAUCAUUCACAUCGGGUGAACAUUUAAAAGAUUUUUCAACAGAUCCUGGAAUAUAUGAAACAUUAGAGUCAAUUUUACCAAAUCAAAUAAAGAGUGACGAUAAUUUAUCUAAGUUAGCUUGUACAAAUUGUUUAGAGAAAUUGAAUACGUGUAUAAAUAUAAUAAGUUCUUUCAAAGAUGCUCAAUCAGAAAUGCAAAAAAAUUACAUAAACUGAGACGUAAAAAUAAACGAAUAAAACGAAAA
Contarinia nasturtii (swede midge) is the source of this 1030-nucleotide messenger RNA. RefSeq lists its product as uncharacterized. The record is from RefSeq and is a predicted model, not a curated record. Gene Ontology annotation, cellular component: nucleus. The transcript has 3 exons. Bases 156 to 1001 code for a protein of 281 amino acids. Gene Ontology annotation, molecular function: sequence-specific DNA binding; zinc ion binding. NCBI's taxonomy places the organism in Eukaryota, Metazoa, Arthropoda, Insecta, Diptera, Cecidomyiidae.